AUGGCUUGGGUUUCAAUAAAAGGUUAUGUGCAAUGGAACCUCAAACGUGUAAUAGAGUUAGUAACAGAAAAGGCAAGCCAAAUGGGACCAAAUGAAUGGAAAGCUCUAUGUGAUAAAACAAAAAAAAAAAUUGAAGACUUUUACAUAGAAAGUGAUCACAUAAUAGACAAUUUGAAGGAUACGGAGAUAAUUAUCAGACUUGGAGAAGAUUCGUCAGACAGCGACUCAGGGGACUCAGGUAGUUCCUCAUCGUCAUCUGACGAAAACGAUAAUAUAUUAACUCCUGGAACAAGUAGUGUAUUUUCUAGAGUUGAUAUACCUGGUUGCAGCCGCGUUACAAACGAUAAUCUUCCCGCUGGUGUAUCAUUUAUUGACAGUGACAGUGACUAG
Molecule: messenger RNA, 390 nt
Organism: Parnassius apollo (apollo)
Lineage: Eukaryota; Metazoa; Arthropoda; Insecta; Lepidoptera; Papilionidae
Source: the annotation of a GenBank genome assembly